CUCCUUCCUUCCCUCCCUUCCUCCCUUUCUCCCUCCCUCCCAGCUCCUGCACCAGGAAACAGCCGGAUCCCGGCAGCGGCAGCGGCCUGACCCGGCUCCACGCUGGCCGGGAGGAUGAAAGGCCCCAGCUGGGGGCUCCUUGCCACCAGCACUGGGUCCUAAGAGCUGCCAUCCAGGCUGGCUGCCCGGAUGGCGACCCCAGCCUCGGCCCCAGACACACGGGCUCUGGUGGCUGACUUUGUAGGCUAUAAGCUGAGGCAGAAGGGUUAUGUCUGUGGAGCUGGCCCUGGAGAGGGCCCAGCUGCUGACCCGUUACACCAAGCCAUGCGGGCAGCUGGAGAUGAGUUUGAGACCCGCUUCCGGCGCACAUUCUCUGAUCUGGCGGCUCAGCUACAUGUGACCCCAGGCUCAGCCCAGCAACGCUUCACCCAGGUCUCUGAUGAACUUUUCCAAGGGGGCCCCAACUGGGGCCGUCUUGUGGCCUUCUUUGUCUUUGGGGCUGCCCUGUGUGCUGAGAGCAUCAACAAAGAGAUGGAACCACUGGUGGGACAAGUACAGGAGUGGAUGGUGGCCUACCUGGAGACACGCCUAGCCGACUGGAUCCACAGCAGUGGGGGCUGGGCGGAGUUCACAGCUCUGUACGGGGACGGGGCCCUGGAGGAGGCGCGGCGCCUGCGGGAGGGGAACUGGGCAUCAGUGAGGACAGUGCUGACGGGGGCUGUGGCACUGGGGGCCCUGGUAACUGUAGGGGCCUUUUUUGCUAGCAAGUGAGAAAGUCCAGGGCCAGGUGGGGCUAGGUGUGGCUAGGGGCCAGGAGAGCAGGGACAGAACAGAGAAUGCCCUUGGAAGAAGUGGGGUGAGUGGAUGAGCAUGGAACAGGGAAGGGUAUGAGAAAGGUAAUAUGUGAGGGAGCUGAGAAUGCCAGGCAGGUGGCUGAAAAAGUGAGCUGGAGACAUUGGGGAAUGUUUUAAGGACAGAGGCCCAGGAGAUGGAGUCAUUCCAAGGUUUAAGGGGAGGUGGGAGGGAUCAUAACUGUAGGUGUGGGCACAUGAAACUACUUGGAACUUGGUUUGCAGCCCUGAGGAAGGUGAACUUGCAUCAGGAGUUGGAUAAGUGGGAUCUGGGGAACCUAGAAGGCACAUCCCUUUGAAAUGGAAGCUUGGUGAUUAGGUGAAUGGGAGAGGUGGCAGUGGCUGAGGGCUGCUUGGACAUGUGUGCAUGUGAACACGUGCCCCUGUGCAUGCUGGGCUGUUUGUCUAAUCUGGUGGUGGGAUUUUUCAAGGAGAAAACAUUCCUUCUUGCAGUGGCAAGAACAACAGGGACUGUUCUCUGUCCCUCCUCCCCUUUCGGCCCCCUCCCCUUGUCCUGAUACCUCAAGGCUGAGGGAGAAACAUUGUAUCUAGAUAGAAGGCUCUGACACUUCUCUAUGGAAAGUCCUUGGCAGGGCUUUGGAGAGGAGAGCAGUCCUGCAGCUGGCCUUGUUUCUUCAUGGUCCCCUUUUGGUGUGUGUCUCCCACAUGCUGCUGCCUCCUAAGCUCACGUAGGGCAGGGCUGUGGAGCCUGGGUGGGUCUAGGCAUUGGUAGCUGGACCUACCUGCCACCCUCCCCUCCCACUAGGGCACGGGGUGCCCAAAGUGUUGCCUACUUCUGGAACCUCUGUACCUAAAUUUAAACUCUAAAUUGGGGCUCUAAUUUUCCUUUGUGGAUUUGGACAUAAAUGCUGAUGUAGAAUAGAGUCUGGGUCCUGCACUGUGUCUCGGUGAGACUGUUGAUGGCUUGAGAGGACCAUUACAGUUCUGAGCCCCACGGGGGUGAUGGUGACAGGUGUUCUAUUACUGGCCUAUUCUGUGUCGUGGGCUUUGGUGCUGCUUUAUCAGGGGCCAGGUGUAUGGGUUCUAGAGUAUCUACCAUGACCUAGAAGCAUUUGUUUCAUCUGAAGCCACACUGUUUGCAUGGUGUUAUUUGUCUGCACUGCAGAGUCUGAGGACUUGAACUUUAGAACUCAACAGUCCUCUAGAACAAAUCCAGACUUUUUCUUUUGAGGGAGAAAUUGUUCAUUCCAAAUGCAUGCCCUGAGCCAGACCUCACUGCUGCACUUUCCAGGGUGCUAAAAUUGCUGCUCUCCAAUGCUGACUUAAUUCACAGUGCUCUAGAGCCCUGCCUAUGAUCCUGAGCACUGAUCAGCUUAGCUAGACCAUGGUUGACUCUUCUUGGAGAUUUUCGCUUGGUCCUAGAAUGUGGCAUCAUAGUUGUGCUUGCUAGAAUGUGGGACCAAAUUGGCCUCAGGUGUUUAGUCCAGACUUUCUGCUUUUGAGAGCGGGCUGCACUUUUUAAUGGUAUUUAUGGGGAGGUGGUAGACUGCAUGCACCAUUUGAUCUGUUGUGAGUGCUGAUACUAGCAACUCAGAGCCAAUCUGUGGCGAACAGUUGGGGUGGGUGUGAGGGUGGUCUCUGACUUGCUCAGGACAAACUAGGCCAGUGGUUUUCAAACUGCUUGGCAGAGCCCAGAAGUGUCCUAGGGGAUGCCUCAGGAGUCUUUGGAGAGAUGAAAGGGGUUGGGGGUGCUGAGCAGACUGGGCAACUUGCCCUCAAACAGAACUCCCCUUGUAGCUGUCGUACAUAUCGGGGUCCAGGGUAAGAUUUUAUUUGCAUUAAGGGGUUUACUGCUGAAAAAUGUUGGAAAACCACUGACUAGACCAUCAGCUCCCCCAGGUUCAGGGUGGACUCUUCACCCUACCCUCCACCACAGAAUGUCUAUCCAGUUAGCAUUCCUGGGGCCCUUCAGCAAACAGGAGCAGCCCUGCGCUGAGGCCUUCACACCUGGCUGGAAGGAGAGGCUGUUUUCUGAAAGGAAUUCCCAGAUGCUUAGCUUAGAUGGGACUAUACAGUGGGCAGUUUUGACCUGUUCUGCCCUUCUUAGUCAAGGGGCAAUGGAAACCCCAGAGACUCUUUUGUCAGGGAAAACUAGGGACUCUCUUCUAGAGCCAUAUAGUUCCUUGGGAUUAGCUCUUGGCCAAGAAGGCCGAGUAUGGCUCCCAAUUUUUAAAUCACUUCAUUUUUUUAAAUGAGAGAAAUAAAUAUACUUGCCAUUUUUAAAUGAUAAAUAGGUGGAGAGGAUGUUUCUUGCUCUUCAGAGCCCAAAGGGAGGGACUUUGGUUAGGCCAAGGAAGGAGCAGAAGUAGGGCAACUCAGUCCUGCAAUUAUGAAUCCCACUCCCCACUUAUUCUAGGGCAUACAUACACUAUUAUACUUUUUUAAAUCAUAAAACGGCAGGAGAACAGAUUUGGUUAGUUUAGAAGAAAAGGAAAAGCUCUAUAAAUAUAAAUAUAUAUUCCUGUAUUUUUAUUUAAUAAUUUAUAAAUACCAAGUUCAUUUGACUUUUAUUUUUGUGUAAUAUGUAACGGUCAUAUUCAAAAAAUAAAUAAAACCCAAAAGUUUAAUGAGAAGGACUGAACAGGGUUUUGUGACUUCUAUACUGUGUAGCCUGGAGUCAGAACAUCAACUCAUGACCUUGCUAAGAGUAGCAAUUAGAGCUAGAGGGAUGUGGAAAAGAGUUGAAAUUAAAAGAAAAAGAAAAAAUUCAAUGUUGUUCCACCUUGUCCCUGGCCAAGAACUCCAUCUCUCCCAACCCAAGCCCCAAGAUGGUAAAGGUAUAUGGUUCUUUGGGUCUGCCACAAACAAAAAAACAAAAAUUUUUAUGUGAAAUCUACUCCCCAGUUGCAAUUCAGUCUCUAGUCAGAAGUGUGUGAUAAUGAGCAUUCCUCCCUGAUGCCUACUUCAGAUUUAAAAUAGGCCUGGCAAAAACAGAGCCCCUGCUUCUUUGCAGGGUUUCCCUCCACCCCAGAUACUUGGUUUCAGCCAUUUUAAUGCAAACUGCUAAACUGGAUGGAAUUGCCAGGAUUUUUCAGCCAAGACCCCUGUACUUCUAGUCUAGGAUCACGUCAAAAUCAUGUCAGACAGAAUAGUGAUCCUAACUUCAAGUGGAAAUUUCUAAUCCUUCUGUAAUCCAGUAUAAUAAAUUGAUAUUUGGGUUUAUGUGUUAAAUUGUGAGAAAUAUAAUUUUAGAGGAACCCAGUGCUGCCUGCUUUUCCAGUCUCUCCCUAUAGAAAAAUUUAGAGCAUUGGGGAAAUUGAGGCUGAAGGAUUUUGAGUUCAAGACCAACCUGGGUAUACAUAGUGAGAC
This is a messenger RNA of Castor canadensis (American beaver), 4181 nucleotides long. RefSeq names its product bcl-2-like protein 2. Gene Ontology annotation, biological process: release of cytochrome c from mitochondria; regulation of apoptotic process; extrinsic apoptotic signaling pathway in absence of ligand. Gene Ontology annotation, molecular function: BH domain binding; poly(A) binding. Lineage: Eukaryota; Metazoa; Chordata; Mammalia; Rodentia; Castoridae. The record is from RefSeq and is a predicted model, not a curated record. Gene Ontology annotation, cellular component: mitochondrial outer membrane; nucleus.